Molecule: messenger RNA, 1587 nt
Organism: Saccoglossus kowalevskii
Lineage: Eukaryota; Metazoa; Hemichordata; Enteropneusta; Harrimaniidae
Biological process (GO): transmembrane transport
Cellular component (GO): membrane
Molecular function (GO): transmembrane transporter activity
Source: RefSeq, a predicted model, not a curated record
AUGACAAUUAAGCCUUCUCAUUGGUUAAAACGAGAUGAUUACAAACCAACACGUCUCAACAAGUUUCUCGCAAUUGCCGCUGAUGGCAUGGAUUUCGGUAUCUGCUCUGGCAUGGCGUACACAUACGUCAUUGGCUGCAUUGACCGUAAAUACGCCAACAGUUUCAUGAGCGCGUCUUCCGAUCAUUACUGUAAAUUAUACGACAACCAGACAUUCCAUGACACAUCUCCGUUGAAAAACUGUACGAUUCCAUACGAUGCUGAGGACGAAGCGUGGGACUCGUGUAGUCGAUAUGAUGUCAACGUUUCGAUGGGUAUAUCACCUGAACUGUGUUCACAGGAUUCUGGUACACAAGACUGUGACAAUGGAUGGGUGUAUGAUACGUCGGUAUACGAAAGAACAGUGGUACAUGAGUAUGACCUGGUUUGUGAGAAAGAUUGGAUGAAGCAGUUGUCUAAAUCGAUCGUACCGUUAGGAAACUUGGUCGGAGGGAUAAUAUUUGGACAACUUGCCGAUAUAUUUGGUAGAAAACCUCUGUUUAUCAUCGCUAUGAUGUCAUCCAUCGUUGUUGGUAUAGUAGCUGCUUUUUCACAAACGUAUGCCUUCUUUAUUGUGUGCCAGUUUUUGAUUGGCAUCUUCUCCAUCUCAAUGACCUUGAUUGGCUACGUCAUAGUCAUGGAAUUGACUGGGACAGCCUACAGAGUCACAUGUGCUGUCAUGACUGGUUUAUUUAUAUCCGUUGGUUUGCUUAUACUUGCCAUGGUCGCCCCACUUUCCAAUGGAGACUGGAGAGUUAUACAGCUUGUAGGCGGGUUGUUGUGUUUGAUGUUCAUUCCAUAUUACUGGUUACUACCCGAGUCGGUUAGGUGGUUGAUCCAAAAAGAAAAAUACGACAAAGCCGAGAAGAUUUUGCACAAAGCUGCUAAGAUGAACAAAGUAAUCCUUCCUAAUGAUUUGUUUCAAGAAGAACGAAAAAUGGCCGUGGAAAUCCCUGGAACGCUUUCAUGUUGGGUUUUGCUUGACAAGGUUGGUCGUCGUUGGUUGAUGUGUUCUUACAUGGUGCUUGGUGGAAUAGCAUUAAUCAUCAGUGUUCCUCCAGAUAAUAUCAAUGUGUCAGCUACAUGUGCUAUGAUUGGAAAGUUUUUCAUGUCCGGAUCAUGGACUAUAAUUUAUAUAUUCUCUGCGGAAAUCUACCCCACCACAGUCAGAAAUGCUGGUAUGGGUGUAUCAUCUACCUGGGCACGUGUCGGCAGUAUUAUUUCCCCGUACAUAAUGUUACUGAGCGAUAUAUGGGACCCGAUGCCUUAUCUUAUUAUGGGAAUAACGUCCAUAAUUGCCGGUUUGUUUGCCUUGCUGCUACCAGAAACAAGUCAUAAAGACCUUCCAGAAACCCUGGCAGAAGGAGAGUUAUUUGGAACGAAACACGCCAAUGAAGAAGCAGAUACUGAAAUCGAAAAGACCACUGAAAUGGAAAUCCAGUGUGACAUUGAUAUCACUGACCUUGACAAGAAUAUAUUAUUAAAUAGUUUCAUAAAUGCGAAUGAAAACGUUGGUGUCAUUAACGACAAUUUCGAAAAUAUAUUCUAG